Molecule: messenger RNA, 2521 nt
Organism: Corticium candelabrum
Lineage: Eukaryota; Metazoa; Porifera; Homoscleromorpha; Homosclerophorida; Plakinidae
Product: forkhead box protein E3-like
Exons: 1
Coding region: 888-2192 (434 amino acids)
Biological process (GO): anatomical structure morphogenesis; cell differentiation; regulation of transcription by RNA polymerase II
Molecular function (GO): DNA-binding transcription factor activity, RNA polymerase II-specific; RNA polymerase II cis-regulatory region sequence-specific DNA binding
Source: RefSeq, a predicted model, not a curated record
UUUGUUAUCCAACUACCAACUCGAAUCGUCCCAACUCUUACCAGCUCGAACUCGAUCGGCCCAGUCGAGCGCUUGCACGUCAAUCGUUCUCUAUUUUCUCCAAAAGAGCGUCUCUUGCGGCCACCCACAUGAAGCCUAACCGCAGGGCGCAUAGUGGUAAUUCGAUGCAUUAGCUGUAUCAGUCUCUAAUUUGCAACAAAUUAGUUCCGCGCGUGGUGUAUGUGGCGGGGACAAGUUUCAGGCGUGCCGAUAGCGGCGAUCCCACGUCACACGUGCGAAAACGGUGUACAAGCACGAUUAAGUUUGCUGCUCGAGCACACGUUUCGCGUGCUAAGUUAUGCUUUGUUGCAAAAGUUAAUCUGAUAGAUGAACCAACUGCUGCUGUUUGACAUAAGAAUGUGUGGCACGUGCGAAGGUCGGUGGCCUUUGCAAUCAAAUCAUAUCGAUGACUUAGUCGGGUAACUCGAUCAUUCGCGCGGCCUAAUUGUCAAUCUCCAUUGUAUUACGACGUCCGUGAUAUGAGCUCGUCGGACUCUGCCCCUGCGGCACGCUGUUCCCGCGAUCUUUUAGGAAGGCAUGUAGAUUAGAACGCUUAAUGAUUUUCGAGUUGAAGUGACAGUCAGGAUCUUGAUCGAUCAGCUGGUAAACAUCAUAAUCAGAGACGUGCUAAAGAGCUGUUGCGGGAUAUGUUUAGCGGUUCAGUGUGGGUGGUGGCGCACGGAAUCCUUUGAUCUGAUCUGGGCGGAGUCAAUUAAGCAAGUGCUACAUACAAAGCCUCUCAGCUCGUUCGCUCAUUGCAUUUGCGAGAAGCCCGUGCAGAGAAAGCAGUUGCUGUGUCAAGCUAACAGAUCCGUUGUCUUAGUUCUGCACUGACUUGUGAUCGCGAGAUGUCUUAUCCAAUGAGCAGUGCCAACGUCAUGUACGGUCCACGAGACUAUUGCCGAGGAGAAGAGAGUUCAGCGUUGGCACUGACGAUGUUGCACGGUCAACAGGGUGUUGCCGGUUACCCCUACGCGCCACACAUUGCAAGUCCUCAAGUGUACGGUGCCACUGUUCCAAGUCCCAUCCAAGACACGGGAGACACGAAAAGCAAGAGUAGGAAGUUAAACCGUCGCGCCAAGCCGCCGUACUCUUACAUAGCACUCAUCACUAUGGCCAUACAGAGCUCGCCAGACAAGAAAAUGACUCUCAGUCAGAUCUACUCUUUCAUCAUGGAACGGUUUCCUUACUACAGAGAGAACAAGCAGGGCUGGCAGAACUCGAUCAGACACAAUCUCAGUCUCAACGAAUGCUUCGUCAAGGUUGCUCGAGAGCCUGGCAAACCAGGCAAAGGAAACUACUGGGCUCUUGAUGCGAACUGCAUGGACAUGUUCGAAAACGGAAGUUACCGACGACGUCGCAAACGUUUCAAGCGCGAUCCCGGUCAGAAGCCAUGUCCGGCAGUAAACAAGUCCGAUUCUCCCAAUACCACCUUAGCUACACCUGUAAGUGAUAAUAGAUCUACGGUUAUAUCGGCCGGACCGGGAUUCGAGACGAAAGGUCUGAAUUCUUGCGAUCAGCUGGCUGCGCUCGCACCGCAACCGCUUUCGCCACUAAAUCCGAGCGCGUCCUGUCCGACGAUGAACACGAUGAACCCGUUCCCGGUCGACAGAAUGGUCGGUCCACCAGAUUCCUACAUGACUCCACCAUAUCACGGUCAGUAUGGGCACAGUCGCAUCAUCGGCUCACUCGGGCCGGGCUACAUGUCUACCGACUAUGGAAUCGGGACUCCGGCUCUGACGCCAGCCAGUGACCUGUCUAGUACGGGAAGCAACAGUCCACCUAGUUCGGGCGUCAUCAGACAACCAUCAUUUUUUCAGAGACCGUGGGGAGACGAGUCGUACUAUCAGCAUCGCUAUCCGGAAGUACAUCAUGCUGUAACACAGCGUUCUUGCGUCCCGCCCGAGACAGGAACGCAGAGAGACGCAGAGCCAAAAAACGAAAUGAUGAAACCGCCUUUCUCGAGUGCGUUUUUACCGGAGAGCAGCAUUUGUGUUCCCAGUCUUCCUGCUAUUAGUCAAGUGAUGCACUCAAGAAUGCCAGACGGAUGCUAUGGGAAUAAACACACCAUGAAAAGCAGUCCCAUGGCGUCACCAACAUCAACCGUUGCAUACAGCCCUGCCUAUGGACAUCCAACAGGAUACCAAUUCUGAAGUAAUUGACUGUUUGUAGCUCAGUUGUAGUUACAGUACAAACUAUAUGUAGAGGGAUGAUGGUCUUCAAGAGAACUUGACUUUGAACAUUGACAGAUUUUGUCCAUUGUUAGUAGAUAAUGUAAUGCUUAGAAUGAGCAAUAGUGAAACUAUAGUGCUAUUAGUAGUUACCUAAGUAGUUUGGAAAGUAGUGUUUUUAAUCCAAUAGAGUUUGUAUAGUCUAGUAUAAAGAUAUUGCUAUUCUACGUGACAUGCUGACAUAUUUAUAAGAGAAUUUUUAUCAUUGGUGAAGCAGUUGUACAUGUAGAAAUACAAGCAAAGUUUAUGAA